Messenger RNA from Octopus sinensis (East Asian common octopus), 3439 nucleotides. Its product is annotated as probable WRKY transcription factor protein 1. The coding region runs from base 1 to 2727 and encodes 908 amino acids. Lineage: Eukaryota; Metazoa; Mollusca; Cephalopoda; Octopoda; Octopodidae. The record is from RefSeq and is a predicted model, not a curated record. The transcript has 3 exons.
AUGACGGCAAUAUUGAAUCUAGACAGUCUCCAAACAUUUUGUGUUCUUCACAGUUUUAGGAAGUGCAAUGACACGGCAACAAAGUUCUUUGAUUGCCAAAAUGUAGUUUAUACUGACCUACGACAGGAAAAUGACGUCUCCACUUUACCUGUCCGAACUAAUGGACAAAGAGAUUACUUCUCCACUUUACCUGUCCGAAAUAUUGGACAAAGAGAUGACCUUUCCACGUUACCCAGAGAUGACCUCUCUACGUUACCUGUCCGAAAUAAUGGACUAAGAGACGAACUCUCCACGUUUACUGUCCGGAAUGGACAGAGAGAUGACCUCUACACGUUACCUGUCCAAAAUAAUGGACUAAAAGAUGACCUCUCCACGCUACCAAGUGAUAAACUCUCUAUUUUACCAGUCCGAAAUGGACAGAGAGAUAACCUCUCCAGGUUUGCUGUCCGAAAUAAUGGACUAAGAGAUGACCUCUCAAAUUCAACAAUCCGGAAUAACGGACCAGUAGGUGACCUUUCACCUUUAAUCAUUAUCGGAAAUCAAUUUGAACUUUCUAACCAACGGGAUGUUGCCAUAACGACAGAGAACAGUGUUCUUUCAGUUUAUUCCAUCAUCAUCAUCAAUCACCAGCAUCAUCAUCAGAAACAAGAACAGAAUAACAGCCACCAUUACCACCAAAACUACUGUAACUACUACGACUACUACUCUCAGCAACAGUGCCACGGUUUCGAAACACACUUGUUGCAUAUCCAUCAUCAUAACAACAACAACAGCAGCAGCAGCGGUGAUAACUAUUCCACAGAAAUCACAGCUGUCAGGGCAACUACUACUACUACUACUACUACUACUACUACUACUACAACUACUACUACUAGUAAUGAUGGUGAUGAUGUUGAUGAUAAUACAUCACUCUGCCAGGUGGACAACAGCAGCGACACACGACGACGGAAUAACUCAACUGCGACUCCCUUGUGUCUCGGCAUCGCUGCCGCCGCCGCUGCCGCCGCCGCCGUCUCCAACAGCGGCGACACCUGCAGCGGCAGCACCAGUUCUUCAACCAAGGAUCCCAACGGCACCUCAUGGAUUACAAAAAGCUACCAUGAAAAUGCAAUCAACCGUAAAAUCGACAACAACAACAACAAAAACCGGAACGACAAUAACAACAACAACAACAAUAACAACAAGAGGAAUAAUAAUAAUAAUAAUAAUAAUAAUAAUAAUAAUUCUCAUCGACAACCUGUUGUUGGCAAAUGUAGUAAAUGUGAUCAAAGUGUCUGUGAGUGUCACAGAUAUUCGAAGCGAGAUCGAAACGUGCACCUCGGGACUUCGGCCAAAGGUGCCGAGGUCGGAAAGCAAACCAGUCGUUUGUCGCAGAUAUUUGUGAAGAAAUCGCCAAAUCUUACACAUGAGAUGUCGCGAAGUUGGCCUUUGACUCAGAUACGAUAUCUCACACAGUCUCUGAUGUUCAGAGUGAUACUCUGUCUAAUUCUCAUACCAACCAUCUUAGCAUAUCCGAAACCGAUCCUCGUGGAGAAAGCUAACCAGACGAUCGUAGUGUUCCAUACGGCUCCGUGUCGUCCGCUGUCAAGGGACCAACUCCGAAGCCAGCUGGGAGAGGCCUACGACAAGGGCCGAAUGGCUGAGGAUGAACAAACGGUGAAGCGAAGCAUCCAAGCGGCGACUUCGAACCCUCGUCGAGAAGAACAGUUGAAUGAUGCUGAGAUAGAUGACGGCUACUUAAGUGACCAACCUAUGAGCAGAAGACGACGUAACUAUGGUGAUACGGAAUUUGGUAGACAAAAAUAUGACGACGACGACGACUAUGAAGAAACUGAAUACGAUGAAGAUGACAGUUAUUUAGGAGACGAAGAUGAUGAUGAUGAUGAUCGUGAUUACCAUGACGACGAUGAUGAGACAUUUGAUGAUAAUGAUGAAGACGAUGAUAGUGAUGAUGAUGAUGAUGAAGGGUUUAAGGAUGAAGACGACGAUGGCAAUUUUAAACGUAAUAAUAAUGGUAGAAAGAAAAAUAGGAGAAAAAAUGGAUCGAACAAGAAUGGGCGUCGUCGCCACCGACGCAGGAAUCAAAGGAUUAGAAAUUUAGGUGGCGGCAAAAUUCGUCGAAAAAGCAGACGAGAACAUCUCACGUCUAAACGGCGACAUUUUUAUUCACAGAUCAAUCACAAAUUGAAACCUCGCAAAAACAGAAGCAGACUUCCAACCGAUGCCCGCAAAAAGUCCCCCAAUCUUAGAUCGGGUCUUGUCCGUGGCAAGAGAGACGUCGGCAGAUCGAACAAACGAAACCAAACUAGAAAAACUGGUCCUUAUAUUAAAGUAACCAUUUCAGUGAAACAUCGAGGGCGACAGUUGCAGCGUCACAAACGAACCGGUCGUGCCGCUGAAAUGUCAGCCAAUUGGCAGUGUGAAAUGGAGACCGACUGGAAACGAAUGGACGAUGGAUAUUUUCCGCCAUAUUUACAAACUGGAAAGUGUAAAUCGAAGUCUUGCUUCUUCGAUUUCUACAGGUGUAUUCCCAAAAGAUAUACGAUAAAAGUUCUCAAAAGAGAUCCCUUCCGCUGUAACCCAAUCCCCACGUUCGGACAAAACACCACUUACGAAGAAAAAUGGAUAUUUGACAAAUAUCACGUGACUGUUUGUUGCCAAUGUGGCAAAGCGAGACUGAGGACGUCGAGACGCCGUCAAAGCAAUCGACGGUCGAGACCACGUUGAUGAAACGUUUGUUUUAUAACUACUUUUAUUAUUUUGCAACAUUUAUUAAAUAAUAAUGUUGCCUCGGGUUUUUUUAUUAAUUUAAAAAAUAUAUAUAUAUACCAAAAAGCAAGCAUACCAAAUUUAAAUAAUUUAAAGAAAACAAGGAUGUGUGUGUGUGUAUGUAUAUAUAAACAUUGUAUGAUUGUGUGACUGGAAAUAGAUACAUAUAUGUAUGUAUGUAUAUGUGACGGAAACGGAUUGACAGUUUGUAUAGUGACAAGGGGGGGGGGACAAGGGCGAGAGAAAAGCUUUGAAUGUGAUGUAAGUGAAACGGAAUUGGGCAGAAGACGGUUUGUCGUUGUACGUCAAGUGUCGUGCCUGGAAACGUUACCUUUGAGUUAUUUUUCUUGGCAUUGGAAAAACGUGUGAAGAAGAAAAUAGGGGACUUAGAACGCAACACAGCACUCACAUAUGCGGCGCGCGCUGGCACACAUGUAUGCGUGUGUGUACGCAUGCGUAUAUGCGUGUACAUAUGUGUCUAUUUCUGUUUGUUUGCAAUUAUACUUUUAUAUUUAAAUACAUACAGAUGCCUACAUAUGUAUGCAUGUGUGUACACAAAUGUGUUAAUAUAUAUAUGUGUAUAUAUAUAUACGCGCACCGUUAGACUUAUAAAUAUGUGAACUGUAGUGUUUUUUUUUUUUAAUUGUGUAUAUGUGACCAAGUGUUUGUA